Seminavis robusta is the source of this 1226-nucleotide messenger RNA. The record is from the annotation of a GenBank genome assembly. NCBI's taxonomy places the organism in Eukaryota, Bacillariophyta, Bacillariophyceae, Naviculales, Naviculaceae.
AUGGGCUUGGACCUUGACCUUCCCGAAAUGACGGACGAGAACGGCGACCCCUUUCUUCUCCCUCUCUCACUCCGGAGACUUCGAGCGGCUAGUCAGAGAAUUGACGUGAUCAAUGCGAGGAGCGAUUGCAUUCAAAAGGGUUCGGAUGACGAGGAGUUCCAGUUGAGGAUGAAAAUCAUGAAGCACAUUGCAAACGACAAUGCUUAUGCCGUCAAAAACUUACUCAUCAACAAGAUUCGGGUUCCAGGAUCCUAUAGGAUUCCUUACGAUAUCAACCCGGGAUUCUUUGUUCUCCCAUGCAUCCCUCCCAACAACGCAAAGGACUGGACACCUGGUAAGGAAUACGAGGUUGUACUGAUCUGUAAGACUGAGAGAAUUGUCCGACAAAUGAUAGGCGGCAGGGGAUUCAACGCUCGCGAAGAGGGGCGGGUUGUAUCAGAGGCCCAGCAAGGAGAUCUGAAUUGUGUGCGGGACCUGCUGACUGCAACGAUCAAGGCGCUCGCAGAGAGCGCUACGCGUGAAGGUUGUGUUAGCCCUUUAGAUCUGAUUGACAGUGAAGACAAUGGAAGGGGGGUGGAGCAGGUUCUUGAAGAGCUCGCUACUCGGACGGUCCGUGUGCCAGAGCGACAUGUUACUGGAUUCAAUGUCUUGAAAGUGAAACUUCAGAAUAGCUUGGAUUACAAAGUCCCCGAUCCCAUGCUUCUUGCAAUGAAGGCAGCCACAAAUUGGUAUUACAUGAUGACUGGCCUGAAGCUGCUUCCGGCCUGUAAGCCUCCAGAAGACCCUCUGAAGGAAGAGAUACGCAUCGCGAACGAGGAAAUUUGCGAGGAGUUGCGAGAGCAAGAUCUCUGCCCUGAGACGUGGGAAGAUCUCGCCAAGGGUCUUGGCCAGCCAUUCACGCCUGACAAUCGUCCAGCACACGUUUCGUUGUCUCGAACAGGCGAGCAAGAGACAGCAGAGAUGUCUGAUCUGGAUUCAACCAACAGAGAACUGAGUCCUUGUGAGCUUUUAGCUUUGUACGAUGAAAUCGAAGCUUGGGCUCUAUGAAGUCUAUGAAGAGCGAAGCGAUCGAUGUUUAAGACAACGAGGAUAAGGAUGGUUUUGGUGAGUGCUUAGGCGCAGCAACAGCAGGAGUUGUUGUCAACAUCAUUGGUGGCUAAUGUAGGGGACAACUGGAGCUUAUGUAUUAUUAACAUAGGUAAAUAUUGGAACUGAUAGUUUGGAUC